UGUGCCCAUUGCUGAUAGUUCACUAAUGUCUUUGAUUCUUAACAACAUUGCAGAUCUUCCCCAGUCUGGGAUGUCUUCACGUCAUGAGAGGCAUAGUUAUUUAUCACGAGAUGAUGAUCGUGGUGAGCAUCGGUCUGUAAAGGAUACAAGAACUAUUGGAUCGGCAUAUGAUCGAUAUCUCCAGAGUGCGCAAUAUCUUUCUUUUCCUUCUGGAGAAGCCAGUGCAUUAGGAGGAGCUAGGUCAGGAAGGGGUGUUAGUGGUGGAAUGGCUGGUAUUCCAGUUGCUGAUGGUGUGAGCGGUCGUCCUGGAAUCAUUGGUCGAGAUAUGGUGUCAAACGGUCCUAGUAGGGAUUUAGAUGAUCGUCUCCCAGUGGAGACCAUGGCUAGGCCAGGCCGUGAAACAUUACCUCUGCCUCCUGAUGCUUCCAACACUCUGUAUGUUGAGGGACUUCCUCCAGACACCACAAGGAGAGAAGUAGCUCAUAUUUUUCGACCUUUUGUGGGAUAUAAAGAAGUGAGACUUGUGAGCAAAGAAUCCAAACAGCGUGGUGGAGACCCUCUUAUUCUUUGUUUUGUUGAUUUUGCAAGUCCAGCCUGUGCAGCCACUGCUAUGAGUGCCUUGCAAGGUGAUUAUUCAUUCUUCUCAUGA
Molecule: messenger RNA, 649 nt
Organism: Pistacia vera
Lineage: Eukaryota; Viridiplantae; Streptophyta; Magnoliopsida; Sapindales; Anacardiaceae
Product: RNA-binding protein 2-like
Exons: 4
Coding region: 26-649 (207 amino acids)
Molecular function (GO): mRNA binding
Source: RefSeq, a predicted model, not a curated record